Pisolithus orientalis is the source of this 1158-nucleotide messenger RNA. RefSeq lists its product as uncharacterized. The coding region runs from base 1 to 1158 and encodes 385 amino acids. The record is from RefSeq and is a predicted model, not a curated record. Lineage: Eukaryota; Fungi; Basidiomycota; Agaricomycetes; Boletales; Pisolithaceae. The transcript is spliced from 7 exons.
AUGGCCAGAACAAGGCAGAACACGAAGAAAACCACAUCUGGUAUUGCACCACAAGUGCAAAUCAUUCAUGCUGCUCAUGCCACCCCCAUCCAAUGUGCAUCCGUGCAGUCCACCUCAAAGGCUUCAACACUGAGAUUAGUGCAGUGGCUCACGGACAAGGCCCGUGCCAAGGACAUAGACUUCCAGUGUCCUGGUUGCCACAAACUCGAAGAGGGUGUACUUGGGAAGAGAAUUCCCAUGUUGGAUAAGCCAGUCAUCAUCUCGGGGAUUUGUGAAAGGGCAUCUAAGUCUCAAGUGUGUGCCAAGUCCACCCUUAUUCUUGAGCUCAUCUGCACAGGAGUGGAAAUUCAAGGUUCAUUUCCAUCGCUCCUCAACAUGACCAUCAAGGAAUAUCACACAAGCAACUCCCUUCUGUAUCAAAAAAUAAUCUUUGAUUUUGGUAUGGAUCGAAAGUUUAGUUGGUGGAGUACGAGGAUCAAAAAACUGGGUGAAAAGUUGGGCAUGUAUGCCUUCAAGCACAAGAUCAUAUUCAUUACUGUUCAUAGCGAAGUCACCCACAGUGACCUGUUUGCAGGGAAGGGCAAGAGUGGUGAGGAUGUUGCAAUGGAGGUUGGCAAGUUCAUGAAAUGCCUGUUCACUUCUCCCCUGCAAAACAUGGUCUAUGGUUCUACACUGUUUAUGUUGACUUGUGGCCCCAUGGUUUCCUUUGAACAAUCAUUAGCAGCGUUGAAGCAAUCUAUCGCGCAACUCCGGCCAGAGUAUACGGUCGCAUUCACUGCCAAGGAUUUCCUCAACGCAGUUGUCAAAAUUUUCAUCAUGUCGUACAGCGUCAAAGUCUUGAUUGAAGGACAUGCUCUGGAGAACAUUAUCCAUGGCCUACUCGACAUCUUACUUGAACUUCAGAUGCACACUGAUGUACUCAUGGUACCACAGCCAUCAGCACCCAUGGGGCACAUCUCUAUCCAUGGGGUGCCUGAAAUGUGGUGCCAUCCAUCCAUGGGCAUGAUCAAAGCUGGACCCUCAUCCACUGAGUGGUUAUCACCCGAAGACUUGAGUGUCCAUGUGCCACAACCUCUACCGGUUGAAUACGACAUGCUCCAUGGUGACCCUACAUCUGGGUGGCUCAAAUACACUGUUUGUGCUGCAGUGCCACUGUGA